CCCUCUGCACGCUCACUUUCUAUAACUUUAUCGGGUUCAAUUUGAGCCCCACGCACCUUAAAUAGUUCAAAAUUCAUACUACUAGCUUUCGCCAUGUGUUUUACCAUACUCCAAUCCCUCCCUAACAGGAUUGCAGCAACCGCCGCAGGCCGUCCGUCACUGCCAUUUUCAGGCUCCAAAUGUCAGACCCGCCGCAGCCGAUUGCGCAUUCAGCGUGGCCACGCUACCGGAAUCCGAACAGUCGACGCUGCUCAGCACUCCGGCUACAAAUCGCAGGGGUCGAGCAUAGUUAAGGACUCGGGCAAGCUGAGAAUCGCGGUCAUAGGGUUUGGGAACUUUGGUCAGUUUCUGGCCAAGACGUUCGUCCAACAAGGCCACUUUGUGAUGGCUCAUUCGCGCUCCGACUAUUCCCGCGUCGCUCGAUCGAUCGGCGCCGCCUUUUACGCCGACCCGCGCAACCUCUGCGAGCAGCAUCCUGACGUCAUCCUCCUCUGCACCUCCAUCAUCUCCGCCCAGAGAGUCCUCCGUUCUCUUCCGGUCCAAAGGCUGAGGCCCAGCACCCUAUUCGUUGAUGUGCUCUCUGUGAAGGAAUUUCCGAAAAACAUCUUUCUCCAAGUGCUGCCCAAUCAUUUUGAUAUCCUCUGCACUCACCCAAUGUUCGGGCCGACGAGCGGGAGACACGGCUGGAGGGGGUUGCCUUUUGUGUUUGACAAGGUCCGUAUUGGCGAAGAGGAGUCCAGAGUCUCGAGGGCAGAGAAAUUCCUCGACAUUUUUGCCAAGGAAGGGUGGAGAUUGCUGGAGAAGCUGGGGCUUGAAACGACGCCCGUCAAUACAAAAGGGUACGAGGCAUUGCUGGAUUUAGUGGAGAGCACAUCUGGGGACAGCUUCGAUUUGUACUACGGGCUGUUCAUGUACAACAAGAAUGCAAUGGAGCAACUUGAGAGGCUUGACUCUGCAUUUGAGUUGUUGAAGAAAGAGCUUUUCAGGCAUUUCCACAACAAAUUGGGGAAGCAGUUGUUUGACAAGGUUGAGCAAACGGGGGAGUGAAUCCAAGCUACAUGCCUUAGAAUGCAUGGCUGUGCAUUGCCACCCCAUCGUCAUCCACUGACCCCUUGGCAACCUAGAGCAAUUGAGCAUAUCACAGAUCUUGUACUCCCUACUUGUUGCAUAGUAAACCCUUCAUUGAAUAAAAACACAAUUACUCCUACAGUUCUUGAAAAGACUUCCCGCCCUAACUUUUUGCGCACCCCAUGAAAUACUUUUACUCUACUUAAAAUGUUUAAAAUACCUCCAAAACCAUUUCUACCCGCAAUAAACUACAUAAUGGGAU
This is a messenger RNA of Cuscuta campestris, 1330 nucleotides long. Lineage: Eukaryota; Viridiplantae; Streptophyta; Magnoliopsida; Solanales; Convolvulaceae. The record is from the annotation of a GenBank genome assembly.